AUGAAGUCUUGGGAACCUUCAACUCUCAAAGUAUAUAGCUCCAGUUAUACAAGAUUCCGCAAUUUUUGUACUUUGAACUCUUUGAAUCCAGCAAACAUUACCUUAGUUGUUGUCAUGGAUUAUCUUACACAUCUGUUCAAGCACAAACCUCCGUUAGCCUUCUCCACAAUUAACGGUCAUCGUUCUAUGUUGAAUCAGUUGUUACUCCUUAGGAAUCAAACUGAUAUUGUUAAUGAUCCAUUCAUCACAAAAAUUAUGACUGGUAUUCACAAGUUGCGCCCUUCAUCUGCAAAGUAUAAAGAGAUAUGGGAUGCAAAUCAAGUAUUCAAGCACUUAUCUACUAUCAAAGUCAUCCCCAAGUACACAUACACUGCGCUAUUAAACAAGACACUUGUUCUCUGUAAAAUGUUUGGUUUAGCAAGAUCAUCAGACUUGGUGAAGUGGUCGUUCAAAGGUCUCAUUAUUACUCCUGACUCAAUCAAGGGUCCAGUUAUUAAUGCUAAAGAACAAAGAAGUGGUGUUGUUUCAAUCUUAGAAUUAACAUCGUUAGAUGAUACUAACUCUCAAGUAUGCCCUGUUCGCCACCUUGCAACAUACCUUAGAGCCUCUAAAGGAAGAAGAAAGCCCCAUUCGGGUGACUUUGUCUUUAUUAAGAAUGAGGGUGAACCGCUCCAAUUCAAAUCUCACUCUACCCGUUCCGCUAUGGCUUCUCUGCUGUUGUCCAAUAACGUUCCGUUCCACGUUGUCAAGAAGAUGGGUCGUUGGAAAUCAAAUGAUACUGUAGAUACCUUCUACGAUAAAAGAAUCAUUGGUGAAAAAUCUGGUGGUUUCUUAAAUACUGUCGUCCAAAUUUCAUAA
Molecule: messenger RNA, 858 nt
Organism: Dictyostelium discoideum AX4
Lineage: Eukaryota; Evosea; Eumycetozoa; Dictyosteliales; Dictyosteliaceae
Exons: 2
Coding region: 1-858 (285 amino acids)
Biological process (GO): DNA recombination; DNA integration
Molecular function (GO): DNA binding
Source: RefSeq, a predicted model, not a curated record